Stegodyphus dumicola is the source of this 510-nucleotide messenger RNA. RefSeq names its product transcription factor CP2-like protein 1. Lineage: Eukaryota; Metazoa; Arthropoda; Arachnida; Araneae; Eresidae. Gene Ontology annotation, molecular function: RNA polymerase II cis-regulatory region sequence-specific DNA binding; DNA-binding transcription activator activity, RNA polymerase II-specific. Gene Ontology annotation, biological process: regulation of transcription by RNA polymerase II. The record is from RefSeq and is a predicted model, not a curated record. Gene Ontology annotation, cellular component: nucleus.
AUGCUUGAUACUUCACCAUCCAGAGGUAGUCCAUUUCCACCUGUAGAACCUAUAAGAACCACGUGCUCUGCUCAAGCCAAGAAAACUCGGCUUCCAUUGAGUGCAGAUGAAGAUGUUUCAAGUGCCAUUAAGCGGUUCUGUGUUAGUAGUGAAGACAAAGAAAAUACUGAUAGCUCUCAAAGUUCAAGCGUCAUCUUUAAUGACAUCUUUAACUAUAGGUGCAGACAUAGCUCUUCAGUCCCAGAUCUUCGAACAACUGGUUCGCCAUCACUCACAACAGUUUCUAUGUUAAGUCCAAGUAUGAUAAGUCAAAUCCUUACGAUAUCUGAUUCUCCUCCACCCUUUAUGAUCAGAGAUAUAUCUCCAAACUUAAAGAAUACUGGAUUUCAGUAUGUUUUAGGAGCAGCUACAUCUAUUGCAACAAAAAUUAAUGAAGAAACAAUGACAUAUUUAAAUCAAGGUAUGUUUUAUAAUGACUACACCUUUAAUGUAAGUAAAAUUGACUUUUAA